Messenger RNA from Paecilomyces variotii, 1074 nucleotides. RefSeq names its product alpha-acetolactate decarboxylase. The transcript has a single exon. Lineage: Eukaryota; Fungi; Ascomycota; Eurotiomycetes; Eurotiales; Thermoascaceae. Gene Ontology annotation, molecular function: acetolactate decarboxylase activity. Gene Ontology annotation, biological process: acetoin biosynthetic process. The record is from RefSeq and is a predicted model, not a curated record. The coding region runs from base 232 to 939 and encodes 235 amino acids.
UAUUAAUUUCCAGAUUAUUAUUGAAAUGCCGGAUUGAUCGAACACGCCGAGAAUCGGGAACGGGAAGAUCCACAUGGCGUCAUCGUCCAUCUUCCAUAAAUCUAUUAGUAUUGCUUUCACGAAAGGAUAAACUGUCGCGAACAAGUCUAUCUUUUAAGCCAAUACACAAGCCUUAGACACGCUCAAUUGGAAACGCUAUUCCCUCAUAACACCACAUCCAAGACCACAGCCAUGGAGAAAAAUCACAUCUAUCAAUACUCACUCUUGAACGCCCUCAUGGAUGGCGUCAGCGAGACCGGAAUUUCAGUCUCCCAAUUCCAACAGAAAGGCAACCAGGGUCUAGGGACGUUUUCCCGAAUGGACGGUGAACUCCUCUUGCUUGACGGAACAGUCUACAAGCUCCGCGCUGGAGGCGACAUCACUGUAGCCCCUCCAGACGAGCAGAUUCCCUACGGGGUGUGCACGAAUUUCGUCCCUGAUGACACCAAGCAGGUGGUUUUGGCAGACAAGACAUCCAUAGAAGAAGAGUUGGAAAAGUUCAAACCUCACACGACGAAUCUUUUCUUGUCGUACCGCAUCAAGGGGCACUUCAAGCAUAUCAAGGCACGGACCGUGAGGGGCCAAGAGUAUAAGGGGCAGCCGCUGUCGGAAUUGAGGGAUAAUCAGUUCGUUAGAGAUUACGAGAAUGUUGAUGCGACUGUUAUUGGGUUCAGAUCCCCUAGGUCAUGGCAGGGGUUUGCAGUCGCGGGGCAACACCUCCAUUUCAUCAGUGAGGACCAUAAGGCUGGAGGACAUGUGUUGGAGUUGAGCAGCGAUGGGGAAGUCUCCAUGAGCGUGGCUGUUGCGUCGAGUAUACAUAUCGAUUUGCCCAGAUCAGACGAUUUUAACGAGGCGAAGUUGACGCUGGAUGACGCGGGAAUUAAGCGGGUGGAAGGUUGACUUUGCUGUUUUGAUUGAAUUUCCUUCAUGAGUUCACGUACAGCAUAUACUCAUAUCAUCUGCCAUUUGAGCGUACUGGGAUAUUUGUUCACGAUGGCUAUAGAACUUUCGUCAAUGUAUAUAAGACAGAUCAAA